UUUUUUGAGAAAAAGAAAAACUUUUUACUGGUAUUUUGCCUAGCAGCCGAAAUUAUCUUUGGUUGCUAAACGACGGUCUUGCUUCCCUCUCAAGCUCAAUAACGCAAUUCUCACCCAAUGUUUCUGUCUCGGCUGCCACUGCCACCACCUAAGCUUCCAUAACUAUUAUUAUUAUUAUUAUUCAUCGCUGCCCCAAACUCUAUCUCGAAGCUCUGUUCUUCACUUCUUCCCAAAACCCAGAACCCCAAAGUCUGCAACUUGGUGAUUGGCGAACCUCUGGCUUUUCUAUCACUAAUACAAUGGAAAUGGAACCAGACACAAGUAUAAGGGCAAUAAUCCGCAAUUGGAAACAUGGUUAUAGAGCUUUGUCACAUAUGAGAUGGGCUGCUGCUUUUGGGUUUCAUAUAUCAGUGGUUGGUUUAGUGGGAGUUGUUGGUUUUAUAUUGGCUACAAUAAGGAAUGGUAAAUCGGGGGAAAAGAGAAAGAAACAUUGGGAGAAGCUAUGCUUGGUUCCUGGGUUGCAAAAUCUUGGCAAUAACUGUUUCUUGAAUGUAAUUUUGCAGGCUCUGGCUAGCUGCACAUAUUUUCAGUCUUUUCUUCAGAAGAUACUAGACAAAUGUGAAUCACCAACAGAUGAGGGACAGGGUGAAAGCUUGCCGCUUACAAUUACUUUGUCUGCUCUCUUAGAAGAAUUAAGUAUGGCUGGAGAAAGUAGAGUUGCAUUAAGCCCAAAUAAAGUUAUGCGUGCAUUGGCACUUUAUAUUCAAAAUUUUGAUUUAACAAGCCAGCAGGACGCUGCAGAAGCAUUUCUCCAUCUUUUGUCUUCUUUAAGAGAAGAAUUUUCUGAUAUCUAUCUUCCCAGUCAAAGUACUCUAGCAGAUGUUUUUACUUCACAAAGCAGUAGAAUUCUAACUCCCCAGAGGAAGGUGGAUCAGAGUGAGCAAGAAAGAUGGCAGCAACACUAUCUUGGACCUUUUGAUGGCAUUAUUGGUAGCAUUUUAACUUGUCAGAGUUGUUCAUCUCAGAUUUCUUUGGAUUUGCAAUUUUUUCACAGCUUGCCCCUUUUGCCAGUUCUUUAUGGUGGUUCUACAAUUAUGGCUGGUUGCACCUUGGAGGAUUGCUUAAGGCAGUUUGUACUUGCUGAAAAAAUUGAGAACUAUUACUGCAGCUAUUGUUGGCACAUUGCUGCAAUAAAGUAUUUAUCUUCUACAGGAGCAAAUGAGAUGGAGAUUGAAAAGUUGAAACAAUGCAGUGCACAAGACACCUGUGAUUGUCGAAGUUUUCUUUGUCUUGAAAGGCUACCCUGGUCAAAUAACUUUUCCAGUACUCUAAAGCAACUAACCAUUACUCGCUGUCCAAAGAUUCUAUGCAUUCAUCUACAGCGUGCUUCAAUAAAUGAGUUUGGGGAACUAAUCAAGCUUCAGGGCCAUAUUUCUUUUCCAUUGAUUUUAGACCUGUUGCCAUUCAUGACUACUGGUGUGGAAAUAAAGAACUGGGAAGGAGUCCAUAAAGGGCUAAAGCUGCAAAAUCAAAAGCCAGGUCCUUGUCUCAACUUUAUCAAUAUGCAAUUCAAAACCAUUUUCAAUCAUAUAAGUAAACCAAUUGGAGAAAUGGUCUCUUCCGAAAUAUUAGCCAUGAGUGACUUUCGAUGUUCUUUCCCUGGAGAAUCCUUUGGAAAUAAGUCUGACCUGUCCCAAACUGAUGGUUGUUCAAAGGCCUCAAACACAGACAUGGAAAAGCAAUAUGAUGACAAGGUGAGUUUGACUGGCAAGUUACCUCCUUCAGAAACUAAAUUAUACCAGCUUGUUUCAGUUGUGGAGCACUUUGGGAGACCCGGAGGUGGGCAUUAUACUGUUUACAGAAGUAUGAGAGUCAAAUCAGAUGAGGAAGAUUCAGAUGAAUACUCUGAGCCUGCUACAAUCAAGUGGUUCUGCAUUUCAGAUUCUCAAGUAUGUACUGUCUCGGAGAAGGAUGUUUUAACUGCAGAAGCGAGCUUGCUUUUUUAUGAGAGGAUCAUAGAAGGCUGAAACGAUGCAUACUUGUUGUAAGUAUUAUGCUUUUCCUAACGCCAUUUCUUGUCGCUCAAAAAACUUCUGCUACCAUCACAACUGCAAAUUGGAACUUUGAAGUGUUAAUGUGGUGCCUAAGGGAGGUUCGAACGAACAGAGAUUGUGAUCAACUGAUUCAAACUGAACCUUUCGGGAGCCCUUGUGGGUGAAGCAUUGCUUGUUUGGAGAUUCCACCUUUGAACAUAUCCUUUCCACCCAGAACCUAUCAUUUCAUUUUGUCAUUUAUUACGAGAAAUUAUGAAGACAGCUCAGAGUCAUUUGGUUCAACUUUUUGUAUGAAAAGGCAGGACCUCAAGGUUAUUCAGCACUCCUGUUUAAAGCCAACAACUAAAUCUAUUACCAGGGAUGGAUGGUUCAAGACUUUUUGCUUUGGCUAUAGAUACAAAAUUUUCUGGUUCAUAUCAUUGUGUGAAUCUUCCAUGUUUGGGUUUUUUUUUUUUUUUUUUAACCUUGAGAAAAAUUUUAGGGACUAGUUCAAAUAUGUGGACAUUUUUAGGAAAUUCAAUGCCUUUUGAGAUGGCCUAGUUUGUAUAAUUUCAUAAAGAAAAGUUACAAAAAGGUGUGAUAAAUUAGAAACAUUUUUCAAGUUUGUAUAAUUUCAGAAAGAAAAGUUACUAAAAAGGGUGAAUUUCUAAAAAUAUUUGUCUUGAAAAUAUUUUUUUUAGACUUUAGGAUUGAGAA
This is a messenger RNA of Durio zibethinus, 2750 nucleotides long. RefSeq names its product ubiquitin-specific protease 27 (gene UBP27). Gene Ontology annotation, cellular component: cytosol; nucleus. The record is from RefSeq and is a predicted model, not a curated record. Gene Ontology annotation, molecular function: cysteine-type deubiquitinase activity. Lineage: Eukaryota; Viridiplantae; Streptophyta; Magnoliopsida; Malvales; Malvaceae. Gene Ontology annotation, biological process: protein deubiquitination.